CUCGAGAGUCGAUAGACGCGCAUCAGAACGCGAUGAAAGACGUCGCAGCCAUCAAACUCAGAGACCCGCUCGUGUUGAACGAGAAGAUCUUUUCAUUGAGCGGUGUUUGGCCACAGCAACGCACCCGCAUAUUAUUGAAAUUCACGGUGAUAUAUCUUGGUCUGCACGUGUUUAUGGAAUAUUGGGAUCUGAUGGAUGUCCUCGGCGAUCUCGACAUGACGGUAAUAAACAUCUUGGAAACAAUGGUAGCGACGUCGACGUAUCUCGGUCUUCUUAUAGUAAUUAGGCGUAGCAAGCAAUUGGAGGAAGUGAUUGUCGCGAUGAAGAGAGAAAUCGCGGAUGAUAAGACCUUCGAAAACAUCGAGGAGAAGCGUUUGUAUAUGAGCUACAACAUCAUCUGUUGUCGUUUCGGCAAAUGCGCGACGAUAGCAUCGUUCGUCACGAUCGCUCUUAUGUAUUGCCGUCCUCUGAUAGAUUUGCUCGCUUCUUCUGAUCUAGGUAACGGUACUAUUCCCUACGUGUUGCCUUUUCGGGCUCAUCUCAUCUUUGACUACAAGAAACCUCCACUCUAUGCUCUCGUAUACCUGUACCAACUUCCUGUCACUUACAUACCCAUGUAUCAUGUAGCCGAGGUUAGUUUCAUAGUAAACACGGUGCUACACCUCUGCGCCAAAUUAUCGAUACUGUCCUAUCGUAUACGAAAUAUAGGAGUGAAAUCAUCUCGAUCAUUCCAAGAUGGCAUUAGACAGUCGGUGACGAUGCAUUUGGAGCUAACCAGGUUAUCGAAUACAUUAAACGGGAGCUUUUAUGUGAUCCUUCUGCUAGAACUCAUGAGCUGCGGCUUCAGGCUGGGUCUAGCAUUGUACGUUGUACUCAUUAAAAUCUCCACCGAACCGGUGGUUGCGUACAAUUUCCUUGUGCACGCCGCCGAUGUCGCUGCAUACUUGUACUUGUAUUCCUACAUCGGCGAACAACUAAUGUACGAGUCUCGGAUGGUGGGCGAAGCAUUCUACGAUAUCAAUUGGCCUGAAGUGGCAAGCAACGACAGAAAAGCUUUGUUGAUGUGCAUGAUGAACGGGCAAAGAACCAUGUACAUUACAGCUGGAAAAUCUUAUACUUUCUCGCUGUUCGGUUUUACUGGCAUUGUCAGAACUUCUAUGGCGUGUCUCUCCAUGCUGCGAGCCAAAAUGUAACCGGACGAUGGAUAAUAGCAUUACAAAAAUUUUCGACCAGAACGAGAGUACUGUGUCUUGUACAUUGUAAUAUAUGAUGUUUUAAAAAUUCGUUAAUGUAAGAUUACUAACCACUUUCCGUUGAUAAGCUUGGAAAGAACGCAGUAACAAAUACAGAUCUAUAUUUAAUAACGCAUUUCCAUAAAAAUUGUCUUGUGACUUUCAUUGUGAAGUUAAGAAUGUUGUUAUUAAAUGAAGAGUUUGCAUUCUUAAUUCACCUGUGAUAGUAGACAGGAUUAUU
Molecule: messenger RNA, 1473 nt
Organism: Hylaeus volcanicus
Lineage: Eukaryota; Metazoa; Arthropoda; Insecta; Hymenoptera; Colletidae
Product: odorant receptor 9a-like
Exons: 7
Coding region: 33-1193 (386 amino acids)
Biological process (GO): sensory perception of smell; detection of chemical stimulus involved in sensory perception of smell
Cellular component (GO): plasma membrane
Molecular function (GO): odorant binding; olfactory receptor activity
Source: RefSeq, a predicted model, not a curated record